Molecule: messenger RNA, 1981 nt
Organism: Arabidopsis thaliana (thale cress)
Lineage: Eukaryota; Viridiplantae; Streptophyta; Magnoliopsida; Brassicales; Brassicaceae
Gene: QRT3
Product: Pectin lyase-like superfamily protein
Exons: 2
Coding region: 688-1839 (383 amino acids)
Molecular function (GO): polygalacturonase activity
Source: RefSeq, marked reviewed
GUUUAGUAUUCAUAACAAAGAUUCAUUAUAGUACAAAUAAUAAGUUAUAGCGUAAACCGGUAGAGAAAUAGAGAGGAAAAAGAGGAUCAAAAAUGUACAAGAGUGCGAAAUGUGUGACUCCCAUUAGAAAAGACACAAGUUUGUAUAAUGUUUCAUUGGUAACCUUAGUUAGGCCUUUCUCUUUCCAUGUGCUAACAACAACAUACGUAUAUAUAUAAAUGUCUCACAAACAUUACCUUCAGCCAUUCUCUUAUUUGGCUCAUUCGAUUAUUAUAGGAGGAAACCAUGGAGCUAAGGAAAUCUCAAGUGGCCAUGCCUGUUUUCUUGGCAAUAAUGAGUCUAAUGGUGAGUCAAGUGGUCUUCGCCGAGAAAGAUUCAGGUUCAAUGUCCCCUCAUGAUCGGGCAUUAGCAGAAAUGCAAGCCCUUAAAGCUUCAUUGGUUCGGCGAAAUCUACCGGCUUUGGUAUCUCCUCCUCCUACCCCUCCUCAGGUAUAUUAUAUAACCUUCUCUAGUCAUAAUGAUCAUGUAGUUUAUCUAUGAUUGAGUUUGUUCAGAAGGUUUUCAUCAAGUGAUAACAUAGAAGAUAAAAUGAUGUAGGCCGUACCCGGUCCGCGCGUGUACCAAGUGAUAUCAUAUGGUGCCGAUCCCACAGGGAAAUUGGAUAGCACGGAUGCAAUAUUAAAAGCUAUGGAAGAAGCAUUUGAUGGUCCAAAUCAUGGAGUUUUGAUGCAAGGUAUAAAUGAUCUCGGAGGAGCAAGAAUUGAUCUUCAAGGUGGAAGCUACUUAAUCAGCCGUCCUCUACGGUUUCCCUCAGCCGGCGCCGGAAAUCUUCUUAUAAGCGGAGGUACAUUAAGAGCAUCAAAUGAUUUCCCGGUCGAUAGGUACUUAAUCGAACUCAAAGACGAAUCGUCAAAGUUACAAUACAUCUUCGAAUACAUAACUCUCAGAGAUCUUCUCAUCGAUUGCAACUACCGCGGCGGAGCAAUCGCCGUCAUCAACUCUCUCCGGACAAGCAUAGACAACUGUUACAUCACACGGUUCGGAGACACGAACGGGAUUCUUGUCAAAAGUGGACACGAGACUUAUAUCCGAAACUCGUUUCUUGGUCAACACAUAACCGCCGGUGGAGACAGAGGAGAAAGAAGCUUUUCCGGCACCGCCAUCAAUUUGAUGGGAAACGAUAACGCCGUUACUGACACCGUUAUAUUCUCCGCCAGGAUCGGAGUAAUGGUAUCGGGACAAGCUAACUUAUUGUCCGGCGUGCAUUGCUAUAACAAAGCAACCGGUUUUGGAGGAACCGGGAUUUAUUUGAGAUUACCCGGUUUAACUCAGAACCGGAUUGUGAAUUCGUAUUUGGAUUAUACCGGUAUCGUCGCGGAAGAUCCGGUUCAGUUACAGAUUUCAGGGACGUUUUUUUUGGGAGAUGCGUUUAUUUUGUUGAAAUCGAUAGCCGGAUAUAUUCGUGGGGUUAGUAUUGUUGACAAUAUGUUUUCCGGGUCGGGUCAUGGGGUCCAGAUUGUUCAAUUGGAUCAGAGGAACACUGCGUUUGAUGACGUUGGCCAGGUGGUCGUUGACCGUAACAGUGUGAACGGAAUGGUAGAGAAAUCGACGGUGGCUAGAGGUUCGGUAGAUGGAAACGGGACGUCUUGGACCGUUGAUUUUAACCCGGUUUUGUUGUUCCCGGAUUUAAUCAACCACGUGCAGUACACACUUGUGGCGAGUGAAGCUGGCGUGUUUCCUCUGCACGCGCUAAGGAACGUUUCUGAUAACCGGGUGGUCGUUGAGACAAACGCUCCUGUUACUGGGACAGUUUAUGUAACAGUGAAUCAAGGAGUUUAAUGUCGUGUUUUUGCCGUUUAAUGGUUUUAUAAUUUUAUAAAAUGAUUUAUACUUGUUGGUUUUUAUUUGUAAUUUUUCCUGUAAGGGGGAAAUUUAUUUUUUAUACAGCUAAUAAAUGAUAAAAACUCGAAAAUUGUGACUA